CGUCAGGAGAAACGACAGGCUUGUGGGAUGGAUGAACGAACAGUAGUUCGGCGUGCUGUGUAAAUAAUGAGAAAUAACGGCGCUUCUCUUCUAGGAUAUGUCUGCCUAUGUGAAAAAAAUUCAAUUCAAGUUGCAUGAAAGCUACGGUAAUCCUUUAAGAGUUGUUACCAAACCACCGUACGAAAUCACCGAAACGGGCUGGGGUGAAUUUGAGAUAAUCAUUAAGAUAUUUUUCAUUGAUCCAAAUGAAAGACCUCUUGACCAAGCUGUCUUAAAGUUGGUUGGGUGUUUUUUCUGUGCCGCUGUUCUUGGAAGGCUGUUUCGGUGCCUGUCGUGCUCUUCCUUUCCAGGAAGUACCAACCGGAGUAAGGUAACCUUGUAUCACUUGCUGAAGCUUUUUCAGUCUGAUACCAAUGCCAUCCUGGGAAAGAAAACUGUGGUUUCUGAAUUCUAUGACGAAAUGAUAUUCCAAGAUCCUACUGCAAUGAUGCAGCAGCUGUUAACAACGUCUCGUCAACUAACGCUAGGUGCUUAUAAGCAUGAAACAGAGUUUGCAGAUCUUGAAGUGAAAACCAGGGAAAAGCUGGAAGCUGCCAAAAAGAAAACUAGUUUUGAAAUUGCUGAGCUUAAAGAAAGACUAAAAGCAAGUCGUGAAACCAUCAACUGUUUAAAGAAUGAAAUCAGAAAACUUGAAGAAGAUGAUCAGUCUAAAGAUAUGUGACGAGUGUUGACUUGAUAAAGAUCCUAUACUGAAAACGGGAGGACUUCAAUCAUGGAAUUGUAUGGGUUCUCUUGAAUUCUGCAACUGAGACUAUGUGAACUUCACUUGCAAAUGAUUGAAGUAGGUGGCCAUCGACUUCAUUAAUGGCAGAAAAAGGAAAGAAAGUAUCCUUGUUUGGGAUACUAAAAUCUGUGGGUACUUAAUGAUUUAUUUCAAGUAGAAGGGGUCUUGGAGACCAGACGACUUUUUUUUUUUUUUUUAACUGCAUUUGAGCGGUGCAUAAAAACUUUGUAUUAAGUCUUGUAUUAGUUCAGUGUGAUUUUACAAAAUGCUGGUGUUUACUUUUUUUACUUGUUUUUUCUACGGAUUGUUUAGAGAUGCAUCUUUAAAGCUGAAAAUAAAAUAUGCUUUUUUUUUUGGUCUCUGUCCAGUUGUGGGCUUCAAGAACAAUUGUAAAUAGCAUACCCUGAUUUAAGGCAGAGGUUGAAAUAUAAUGGUAUGCAAGUUGCUCAAGUCUGGUUACAGUGAUUUCUGCAUGUCUCGCUGUUGUCAGCAGAGUGAAAAAACUUCCUGAAAACAGGAUUUUAAAUAACUUGUAGAUCUACAGAUAAGAGUUACUAGCCCCACGUCUGCUUUAGCACAUAUAAAUGCAUCAAUUACACAAGUUAUACUCAGAAGCAG
Molecule: messenger RNA, 1402 nt
Organism: Pygoscelis adeliae (Adelie penguin)
Lineage: Eukaryota; Metazoa; Chordata; Aves; Sphenisciformes; Spheniscidae
Gene: YEATS4
Product: YEATS domain containing 4
Exons: 6
Coding region: 98-721 (207 amino acids)
Biological process (GO): regulation of DNA-templated transcription
Source: RefSeq, a predicted model, not a curated record